AUGGGCUCGUGGAAAGACAUCGCAGCUGCAAAACGCGAAGCAAUUCUAGACUCUAUUCCCUCAAAAUGGCGCAUGUCCCGCAUCCCAUCCAGAGAGGAACAGAAAGACGUCACUGGACCGUAUAUACACCAAUUCCUCAGCAAGGAGGAAAUUCAAAUAACAGAGACGGAUGCUGUGGGCCUUGCUAACCAGAUCUCUUCCGGCAGCUGGAAAGCUACUGAGGUUACUGAGGCAUUCUGCCAUAGAGCUUCCCUUGCACAUCAGCUUACGAACUGUUUGCAUGAAACAUUUUUUGAUGCUGCAUUGUCAGAUGCCAAGGACCUCGAUGAUUACCUUGCCAAGCAUGGCAAAACCCUUGGACCUCUUCACGGCGUUCCAAUCAGCCUAAAAGACCAAUUUCAUGUCAAGGGGGUUGAUACUAGCAUGGGCUAUGUCGGUUGGAUCGGCACCUUCCAAGGCAUCAAGAAUGAUCCGAGGAAGGGAGUGUAUGAGAGUGAAAUGGUGCGAGAGCUUCGAGCCCUGGGCGCAGUUUUGUAUUGCAAGACAAGCGUACCACAUACCUUGAUGACCGGAGAGACUGUUAACAACAUAAUCGAGUAUACCUGGAAUCCUAAAAAUCGCAAUCUUUGCUCCGGCGGAAGCUCUGGAGGUGAAGGCGCACUGAUUGGGUUGAAAGGCUCACCAGCCGGGUUUGGGACCGAUAUUGGUGGCAGCAUCCGCAUUCCUGCUGCCUUCAAUGGACUAUAUGGAAUUCGGCCAUCUGAAGGCAGGCUGCCCUUUGAAGGUAUGGCCAACUCCAUGGAUGGCCAAAACUCGAUCCUAUCAGUGGUUGGCCCCCUUGCCACCACCAUUGGAGGUGUCAGGCUGCUCGUGAAAGCAAUCCUGUCACAAUCACCUUGGUUGCACGACCCUUUGGUUGUGGACAUGCCCUGGCGCGAUUGGGUCGAGCAUGAAACUCGGGAUCUGAUCAAAGCAGCAGCGUCUGGUAACAGCAAGCUGUCAUUCGCAACUCUAAAGCAUGAUGGUGUUGUUGGGUUGCACCCUCCUGUUGCUCGUGCGGUCCAGGUUUGUGCGGAUCUUCUCGCCAAAGCCGGUCACAAAGUCAUUGAAUGGAAGCCACCAUCACAUCAACACGGCACGAAAUUGGUUUUUAACGCCUGGAAAUAUGAUGGCGGCGCUGAUAUUCAUUCCGCCGUGGCUCUGUCCGGAGAACCACUCGCGCAACAACUUUCAGUUUUUGGAGAUAAGCCAGAGAAGCAGUAUUCUGCGGCCGAAAUAUCGGCGAACAAUGUGGCAUUACGAGAAUGGCGGAAGCAGUAUAUGGACUACUGGAACAGCACAACCGAGUUCACCGGCACAGGGAGACCGGUGGAUGGUGUCAUUACCGCUGCUGCGCCAUUUGCGGCAGCUCCUCCAUUAGGCUAUACGUACUAUGGGUACACGAUGUUUGUCAAUGGGCUUGAUUAUACCUCGGUGGUCAUUCCAGUAACGACGGUGGAUAAAAGCCUCGAUGUUGUGGACCAUUCCUAUCAGCCGCUGAAUGAUAUAGACAAGACUAUACAGAAUGGGUAUGAUCCAGAGAUUUAUGAUGGUGCUCAUGUUUCCGUGCAGCUAGUGGGCCGGAGAUUACAAGAGGAGAAGAUGCUAUUAUUGGCCGAGCACUUGGGUUCAAUGCUAAAGAUUUGA
Molecule: messenger RNA, 1686 nt
Organism: Endocarpon pusillum Z07020
Lineage: Eukaryota; Fungi; Ascomycota; Eurotiomycetes; Verrucariales; Verrucariaceae
Exons: 2
Coding region: 1-1686 (561 amino acids)
Source: RefSeq, a predicted model, not a curated record